AAACAAGUUAAUAGUACACAAAAGUGUGUGCAUUUGAUUCCAGCCUUGUUAUAUGAAUAAAGUAAUGAAGACUCUAAAUGCUUCAAGAAUGGAGCAUAUAAUUUCCAUGGAGGAGAUGAUCCAUUCGAGAAAAGUUGAAAGAAAAGAAGCUGGUGAAACAAGCAGAGGCCAUGAUCAACCUGUCAUUGUCUCUAGUGCCACUCAGGAGCUCAGUAUUGCAAUCCAUGAGACAGGUUGUGCCAGUUCCGAGGAAGAGAAUUUUAUGAAAUUAAAGGAGGCGCGUGUCAAAGGGAAGAAUCGAUGGACAACAAAGCCAAAGAUACAAAAGGUUCUAUUGCUUCGAUGUCACAAAGAUUUCCAAAAGUACUGUGAGCCGAGGGUGGUAUCAAUUGGUCCUAUCCAUCAUGGUAAGCCAAAGUAUCGAUUAGCAGAGGAAUUCAAGCUUACAUUGGCAGAAAACUUCAUUGAAGAAAGUGGCAAGACUGAUAGAGAAUUGUAUAUGGUGAUUAAGAACAACAUCGAGCAACUAAGGAAGUGUUUCGAUGAGGAGGUGAUUCACAAUUAUAAUGAUGAAGCCCUUUCAUGGAUGUUGUUUGUGGAUGGUUGUGCAACACUGAAAUUCAUAGACUCUGUUGUUCAUAGUAAUGUCAAAAGGUUCCAAAUUAAAAACGGUCAAGUGGCCUUUGUGCGACAAGAUUUAUUCUUGUUGGAGAAUCAACUUCCUUAUCAAAUUCUCAACGAUUUAAUCAAAAACAGUAAAGAGGGUGAAAAAUUGAGGGAGUCCGUCCAAAGUUUCAUCGAUGAGCAAAGAAUGACAGAAAAAACAAAGGAAAAGCCAACCAAAAAUAAUGAAGAGGGUGAAAAAACAGAGGAGCCAGUUCAUCUUCUGGAUCUACUGCGGAACAGACUUCUAGGCUACACUUCCACAAGUCCUAAUAAUAAAGAGGGUGAAAAAACAGAGGAAACGCCACCCAAUAAAGAACCAGUUCAUCUUCUGGAUCUACUGCGGAGCAAACUUCUAGGCUGCACUUCCACAAGUCCUAAAAAAAACUCUAACCAGGAAGACUGGAAUUCAUUUCGCAAUGUGCAGGAGCUUAACGCAGUAGGAAUUCAUUUGAAGUCCAGCGACAAUAACUGCUUGGGAAACAUAACCUUCACCAAGAAUUGGGAAUUCUAUGGCGGAACCCUUAGUCUGCCUCCAAUAAUAGUGGAUGACUCAACUGGACCCAAGUUCUUCAACUUGAUAGCUUACGAGAUGUGUCCAGAUUUUGAAAAUGACUAUGGAGUCUCGUCUUACAUAUCCUUCCUCGAUUCACUCAUCGACGAAUCCAAAGACGUUAUAGACCUCAGGAGUGCAGGCAUACUCCGCAAUUUCCUUGGCAGCGAUGAUGAAGUGGCUCGAGUCUUCAACGAGAUAGGCACCGACUUGGUUCCUAACCUUGAAAUAUACAAAGGCGUCAGAAGCCAAAUCCAGCAAUACUAUGACAAGAGGAGGAUGCUCUGGAUAACUCAAGUCAUUCACGACCAUUUCAGCAGCCCGUGGACAGUAGUGGCUUUCAUUGCCGGAUUAUUUGUACUCAUUCUCAGUGUCUUACAGACCGUGUACUCUAUGUUGGCUUAUUAUCAUCCAAAAUGAGACCAGAGGUAUUGAAAAUUUGUUAUAGAUCCUCUCUGGUACGUCCUAUGUAUGGCUUUGUCAUUCCGUUUGUUUACUUUCCUUUUGUUGAACUCCCUUGUUCGUUUAAAUAAGUCAGUGUGGACAAUGUACUUGAUUCUUUAUUUAAUGUAAUGUGUGUUAGAGAUAAACAUGAUAUUUACCUGCCAGAAUUUUAUGUGUGAAGAGGGUUGAGAGUACUAUGUAAUAAAAUUUGA
Molecule: messenger RNA, 1872 nt
Organism: Quercus lobata
Lineage: Eukaryota; Viridiplantae; Streptophyta; Magnoliopsida; Fagales; Fagaceae
Product: UPF0481 protein At3g47200-like
Exons: 3
Coding region: 53-1636 (527 amino acids)
Source: RefSeq, a predicted model, not a curated record